Mus musculus (house mouse) is the source of this 2945-nucleotide messenger RNA. RefSeq names its product galanin receptor 2 (gene Galr2). The record is from RefSeq and is a predicted model, not a curated record. NCBI's taxonomy places the organism in Eukaryota, Metazoa, Chordata, Mammalia, Rodentia, Muridae. Gene Ontology annotation, cellular component: cilium; plasma membrane; membrane. The transcript has 3 exons. The coding region runs from base 1793 to 2887 and encodes 364 amino acids. Gene Ontology annotation, molecular function: galanin receptor activity; peptide hormone binding; neuropeptide binding. Gene Ontology annotation, biological process: adenylate cyclase-activating G protein-coupled receptor signaling pathway; galanin-activated signaling pathway; phospholipase C-activating G protein-coupled receptor signaling pathway.
AUAUGACUUGGUGGCAGAGUGUUUACCAAGCAUGCCUGAGGCCCUGGAUUCAAUCCCCAGGGGACACACAUAUGAUGACAACUAUUAUCACAUUCUUUUUUCUUUAUUUUUAUUUUUGAUAAUGCCUUUCUUUGUAGCUCAAGCUGGCCUCCAACUCACAGAUAUUGACCCUCCUGCCUGCAUCCUGGGGAUUGGGGUUAAAGGUGUGCACCACCACACCUGGAACAUCCCAGUCCUCUUAAGACAGGAUUUCACUGGUGGCUCAGGCUAGCCUGCAACUCACUCUGCAAUCCAGGGUGGCUUUGAACUUGCAAUUCUCCCAUUUCAGUCCUCAGAGUGCUGUUAUUCCAUGUCUGGGUCAACAAAGCCCAGUUUUAGGAAAAGAAUAUUUAUGGCCAAGAACUGAAUUUUUAAAAAAGAUUUAUUUAGUUAUUUUAUAUGAGUACACUGUCUUUGUCUUCAGACACACCAGAAGAGGGCAUUGGAUCCCAUUACAGCUAGUUGUGAGCCACCAUGUGGUUGCUGGGAAUUGAACUCAGGACCUCUGGAAGAGCAGUCAGUGCUCUUAACUGCUGAACCAUCUUUCACCACCACCACCCCCUUUUAAAUAAAGAUUGAAUGCUUUAAUAGAUUUGAUCCAUUAAUAAACUGGUUUCUAGUCUUACAUCUCCCUAUAUUUGAUUUAUUUGUUCAGUGUGUGUGUGUGUGUGUGUGUGUGUGUGCGCGCGCGCGCGCGUGCAUGCGCACAUGGGUCUUUGUGAGUGUAUGUGCAUCAUAUUUAUUCAGGAGCCCAUGGAGCAGAAGAGGGUACCAGAUCUCCUGGAACUGGAGUUACAAGCAGCUGUGAGAGCUGCCAUGUGGGUGCUGAAAACCGAACCUGGGUCCUCUGCAUGAGCAGCAAGUGCUCUUAACCGCUGAGCCUUGCUCCAACCCUUCUAGUAUUUCUUACCUCACACCUCUUUGAGGCAGUGUUUCCAGACCAUUCCAUCCCAGACAAGGGAAGAGAGGGUCACAGACAAGGUGAUACUAGUACAUAUUCAGCGAACUUCUGGGUUAAGAGGGAGGGAAAAUACUUAGCAGAUGAAAAAAAAAAAAAGAUGAAAAUUUCCAUUCUGGCCGGACAUAGUGGCGCAUGGCUAAAGUCCCAGUACCACAGAAGCUAAUGCAAAAGGGUGAGUCUGGGCUAGUUUGGCUCCACAGGAACACCCAGUCUCAAAACAAGGAGGAAAAAAAAAAAAAACCGCCCUCCUUUCUGCCUCUUCUGGGUUGGUCUCUGGAGUUCCUUGUGUGGCAGGCUGAGGUAUUCCAAGGAUUUAGAAAUGGGAGAGGCCUAGAAAUAUGGCUGGCCAUAACACUUUGUGUUUGGGGGAAGGGGGCGUUGAGGGGUGACCAACCACAGGGCCAGUAAUCUGUGUCAGCCCCCUCAUUCCAAGAAUGGGAUGGAUCUCUUAAAGGCGCCCCAUGUCCCACACGCACCCUGCUCCCUCCACCAAUCCAGGAACAGUGUGACUCGCUAGUGACCGACUCAAGUCUAAAGCAGAGCGGGUCCCAGGACUUGAGCGCGGGAGCCAAAUGGAGUCAGGGUCAUUCGACAGCUCCUCUCUCGGCUGCAGGCCGGAGCGGGGUACCAUCCUAUACUCUGGGUGCUCGCUCCUCCUCCCGUCCCCCGCGCACCCCUGCUCUGGCUCUUGGAGCUCGACAGUCUUGCUGGGGCGCUGCAGCCAGGGAGCUACGCGCUCACCAAGACCCGGACGGCUGCGGGAGCCAGGGCGGCGUCUGCUUUGGUGAUACCAUGAAUGGCUCGGACAGCCAGGGGGCGGAGGACUCGAGCCAGGAAGGUGGCGGCGGCUGGCAGCCCGAGGCGGUCCUCGUACCCCUAUUUUUCGCGCUCAUCUUCCUCGUGGGCGCUGUGGGCAACGCGCUGGUGCUGGCGGUGCUGCUGCGCGGCGGCCAGGCGGUCAGCACCACGAACCUAUUCAUCCUCAACCUGGGUGUGGCCGACCUGUGUUUCAUCCUGUGCUGCGUGCCUUUCCAGGCCACCAUCUAUACCCUGGACGAUUGGGUGUUUGGCUCACUGCUCUGCAAGGCCGUUCAUUUCCUCAUCUUCCUCACUAUGCACGCCAGCAGCUUCACGCUGGCCGCUGUCUCGCUGGACAGGUAUCUGGCCAUCCGCUACCCGCUGCACUCCCGAGAGUUGCGCACACCUCGAAACGCGCUGGCGGCCAUCGGGCUCAUCUGGGGGCUAGCACUGCUCUUCUCCGGGCCCUACCUGAGCUACUACAGUCAGUCGCAGCUGGCCAAUCUGACGGUGUGCCACCCAGCGUGGAGCGCACCACGACGUCGCGCCAUGGACCUCUGCACUUUUGUCUUUAGCUACCUGUUGCCAGUGCUGGUGCUCAGCCUGACCUAUGCGCGCACCCUGCACUACCUCUGGCGCACAGUUGACCCAGUAGCUGCAGGCUCAGGUUCCCAGCGCGCCAAGCGCAAGGUGACACGGAUGAUCGUCAUCGUGGCGGUACUCUUCUGCCUCUGUUGGAUGCCCCACCACGCGCUUAUCCUCUGCGUGUGGUUUGGUCGCUUUCCGCUCACGCGUGCCACUUACGCCCUGCGCAUCCUUUCACAUCUAGUAUCUUAUGCCAACUCGUGUGUCAACCCCAUCGUUUAUGCUCUGGUCUCCAAGCAUUUCCGCAAAGGUUUCCGCAAAAUCUGCGCGGGCCUGCUACGCCGUGCCCCGAGGAGAGCUUCAGGCCGAGUGUGCAUCCUGGCGCCUGGAAACCAUAGUGGUGGCAUGCUGGAACCUGAGUCCACAGACCUGACACAGCAGCUGGGAAGUGGAAGCAGGAGCGAGCAGGAACAAAGCCAGCCAUCAAGUUUGAGGAGUCCUUGAACUACCUGAGAUCCAGUUUGAGCAAAAAUAAAAAAUUUAAAAGGUUCAUACCAUUUCA